UUUGCUGAAAUGGCAUGGAGUCCCUAAUGUAAAAAUGAAAAUGAAUAGUUGCCUUAAAUGUUCAACAUUUUGUCAAAUUGUACUUUACUCCAUAGAGUGAAACAAUCAAAUGUAUAUAUUGUUUAUGUCUUUUCGAAGAAUAGAAUUGUGCACUGCAUACGACGAAAAAAUAUUUGUCCAAUUUCUAACUUUAGUGGCGACUGCGAUCCUCUCCGACCCUAUAGAUGGCGCUGAUGGGACUUUUACCCUCAAAUUGCUUUGGGACAGACUAAACAGUGGUGUCGGCUGGCCGUAUACUACAGACGGACACGUUUAUUAACAGCAUUAUAUGAGAUGAAUACUGGCUCUGCUUUUCAUGGAGUGACAGAUUUCUGUCCAGAAUGUGGCACAGUUCUUCCUUUACCCAGCUUUGAGAAUGUUGUUAAAUGUCCAAGAUGUCAGUUCUCCAUUGACGUGCGAGAGUUUGAGUCAUUCACUGUCAAGUCUUCAUUCACAUUUAACAGCCUAGAAGCUUCAUCUGUAUCUGCAGAAAUAGUUGGUGGGGAAGAACUGAAGGGCCCUGUUACUGACAGAAAGUGUGCAAGAUGUGGAAAUGAGGGAAUGGUAUACCAUACCCGACAAAUGAGGUCUGCUGAUGAAGGUCAAACAGUUUUCUUCACCUGUACUCGCUGCAGAUAUCAGGAAAAAGAAGAUUCAUGAUGCUUCACUCUUACCAAACUCUUCAUCCUUCACACACUUGUGUCAAUAUAAGCGUUCUUAUGAAACAGCUUUUUAGGAUUAUAAAAGGUUAAAAGUACAUUUUAAAAGUUAUAUUGUAUAAUUUACCCAUAUUUCCUGAAUAUAAAAAUGACUUGUUUGGGUUUUUUUUUUUUCAUUUAAAUCAGAAUAUUCUUUUAUUUCACAUUUAAAACAUGUACAGAAUGUAUAGUAAACUUUCUCAACAAAGUAGUCAAAGCUGAUGAUGUAGCUAUGUUCAUGAAUACCUGCAAUUUCCCUAAAUAAAAUCCAAGAAAUACUGGUUGGGUUCAUAGAGAUUUAUCAUUUUGCCACAUUUUGAAAGAAAUGUUAGGAAAUAAUUCAGGACAGGAAUAAACAUGUUUCUUAAAUACAUGCAUAUCAACUGAAUUAUCUUGUGGAAAAUUAUCCUUUUCCCAUUACAUGCACUUGCCUUCAGAAUAUAAAGCUGCAGUACAUUUAAAUUUCAGCUCAUCCACUAUGUCAGUAGUGAAUUAAAGAACUAGAAAUAACACUAAAAGGGUUGCAGAAAUGGGAUGAGGUAGUUUAGGUAUGGGAAGAGAAAAAAAAGAAUGACUGGGUGAACAAUUAGUACUGUUAAAUAAAUGGAGGAAGUUAGGCCAAAGACAAUAUGGAUACAGGUGAUGUUAGUUAUCCAGAGAAAAUGUGCCUUUUCUAAUAAAGAUAGCCAAGACCACAGAAAGUGGUGGGAAAUUAGGCAAGCCUAUACUUGA
Erpetoichthys calabaricus (reedfish) is the source of this 1469-nucleotide messenger RNA. It is a transcript of the gene polr1h, whose product is annotated as RNA polymerase I subunit H. Gene Ontology annotation, cellular component: RNA polymerase I complex. Gene Ontology annotation, molecular function: DNA-directed RNA polymerase activity; nucleic acid binding; zinc ion binding. The record is from RefSeq and is a predicted model, not a curated record. The transcript is spliced from 5 exons. Gene Ontology annotation, biological process: termination of RNA polymerase I transcription; DNA-templated transcription. Lineage: Eukaryota; Metazoa; Chordata; Cladistia; Polypteriformes; Polypteridae. The coding region runs from base 334 to 699 and encodes 121 amino acids.